GUCAUCUAAUAGAGUUGAGGUGUUAGCUUUAAAGAGUGUACAGCAAAACUGUCUGGAAUCUGGAGGAGUAAAACGCAGAAGAAGGGAGAAGUAAUUUAACCCUAAUUCUACAAGCGAAGAAUCACAAAGAGGUAUAUCUAUUUAGAUGGAAGAACUCGGCACAAGUACGGGUAAUUUUAUCCUACCUUGAUUCUUGACAUAUACAUUGUGGGUCUUAAAGAACAAUUGGGUAGGUAUAACAAAUUAGGAAUAGUUGGCAGAACCAGUACUUGCAGUGGGCGAAACUGAAAAGAGAGUCGAGAAAGGUCAAUUCAUUAGCUUCUUGUUACAUCCAUUUCACUGUCUGAAACAAAAAUUGCUAAAGGGAAUGAAUUCCAUUACGUGUCGUAUGUUGUCUCAAGCCCGUUUACUUGUUUCCUCAAACUACUGCAAGUCUAAGGCGCCAUUGACAUGCUUAAUCAGUACUCAAGCUGAAACUCUUAGAAGCUCAACUUGUCAAGUUAGUAAGCCAGUUCGAGAGCAUUUGAGAGUUACAUCUAAUAGUAAUAGUAGAUUUUAUGGAUUUCGUAAUUUUUGCGCAGCUGCAAAUGAUUUAUCGACCAAGAAGUGUGUCUCAUGUAGCUCGAAGGAUCUUCGACCCAUGACUGAAGAAGCUGCUAUGAAGCUUAUUCCGGAGGUCCAGGGAUGGAAUUUGGUAAAUGAAGAAGGUACUUUGAAGCUGAACCGCUCAUGGAAAGUGAAGAACUUUACUAAGGGGUUGGAAUUGUUUAAGUUGGUGGCAGAUAUUGCAGAAGCAGAAAAUCAUCAUCCUGAUCUCCAUCUUACUGGAUGGAACAAUGUGAAGAUUGAUAUUUGGACACAUUCUGUUAGUGGGCUGACUGAGAAUGAUUUCAUACUGGCUUCAAAGAUCAACACCCUUGAACUGCAACAUUUAUUACGAAAAAAAAUGAAAGGUGUCAGCAACAAAGCAGAAGAAUAGAACUUGAUCGACCCUAGGCUGUAGUUCAAGAAACUUAGUUUGAUCAUCUACAGGUAUGACACCACUUGCCCUGUAUUUUUGCUAGUCUAAUCAAUCGUAUGACUGCUUUAUGUGGUUCAUUUCACUACCUAAGAAGUGUCGAUACAUUUUGUAGUAACUAAUAAUACCUGUAUGGAUUUAUCUUUCUUUUUGAGAUACGAAGUGUUUUGAUAUCCUUAA
This is a messenger RNA of Papaver somniferum (opium poppy), 1198 nucleotides long. Its product is annotated as pterin-4-alpha-carbinolamine dehydratase 2, mitochondrial-like. Gene Ontology annotation, biological process: tetrahydrobiopterin biosynthetic process. Gene Ontology annotation, cellular component: mitochondrion. Bases 368 to 979 code for a protein of 203 amino acids. Gene Ontology annotation, molecular function: 4-alpha-hydroxytetrahydrobiopterin dehydratase activity. Lineage: Eukaryota; Viridiplantae; Streptophyta; Magnoliopsida; Ranunculales; Papaveraceae. The record is from RefSeq and is a predicted model, not a curated record. The transcript is spliced from 2 exons.